UGGCUUGACGUUACUUCCCAGUGUAAACCGGUGGACCCGUAGCUCUUAUCAGCUAUGCUCAUUCAUUGUCAGAGAGUGUGAUUCGUACAUCCGGGUGGCGGAGCCAUCGGGUCCUACGUACCCGUAUCGAUACCACUCGACUCGUCGAAGGAGCUAAACGAGGUCUGGUUAGUGUUUCUGAAUGCGUUAAGCGUCAUGCGUUGGGACUUAAGGGCGAGCGCUGACUCGACUAGACGAAGGGCGCCAACACGGCCCAACGGACCAGCCGAUAUAUAAGAUUAAUAUAUAGGCCGAUAUACGUACACAUAUUAUAUACCGUACCUACUUGAGGACUGUACGCUGGAGAAAAUGUGGAAUGAGCCAGACUGCGUUGAGCAGUUAGUUCAUGUUUAUGUUCCCACUGGAUCGUAAACCUUUUGCCCGAUAACGUUUUCCGGUAUAAGAGAUUCGAGCGUGCUGCUCAUAAUUCUAAUCGUAAACUCUCGUCCCCCCUCUCGCCUCCCCCUAUAGCCCACGUAAGACGAAUUGGUUGCAUUUUGAAAUUCGAGUAUUUCCGGAACGGACCCGAGCGUCAGUCAUUGCAGACAUUUGACAGGAGCGAUAACCCAGUGAUAAGCCGUGUUAUCGAUAGCGGAUUUAAUCGAGAUGAAAAUAACAAAGAGUAUCGAAGAUCCAGAUGAAUUUAAAUGUCCAAUUUUAUCGCGCUGUACCCGUAUACAUAUUUUAAGAUUAACGGAUGUUUUGUCACUGGCUGAAGUGAGCCCAUCUGGUCAAUGGACUUUGGCCGGGCCUUUUUUCUUUCACGGGCAGUCAAAGAUAUCGCGGGACUUGGUACAUGCCAGCCAGAUGCACUGCUGCUGGCCCAGCAUCUUCUCUGUCGACAUCACGCGUUCCCACUGUGUCCCCCAUGUAUCUAUCGAGUUAUUUGUCGCUAUCAGAUGUUUUCAUUCCCUCCCGGCUCUUCGCACUCUCCUGUCUCUGCGCAAGGACAUUCCUCGUGUACGCAAGUAUAUGGGGAUAUAUUAGGAACUGGACGGCAGCUGGCAGCACGCGCCAAGGAGUAAGGUCUGAUAUCUGUCCAGGAUCCCAGACCCGUGGACUAAACUGGAACGACCUGGCCCAGGGAGAAAAGGAGGAACAGAGGAUGGACUACGGAACGGUGGAACAGUCUGCUGAUCAAUGGGAAUGGAGGAUUCGGACUUACUGGACGUCGUAUUGGACCCCUCGUGACUCCUGUGGAAGUCGCAGGAAGACAGGAUGGCAUCGGAGGUGCCGUCUUACCGCGACUAAAAUACCUUUCGUGUUUGGGAACAGGUGCUAAUAGGUACUAGGCCCAUUUCGUGAGGUGUUAAAUAAUGACUUUUUAGAAGUCACUUGUAAACCGCUCGGAUAAGCUUAGGCCCAUGAAAUUCGUGUCAACUUUUAAAGCAUAUGUGUACCAAGACUGUUUAAAGAGACGUUUCGCAUACGUGUAAUCUCAUAUGCAUAAUCGUCGAUACCUUCGAGAAAUUUGCCUAAGUCUUGGCAAGAGGUAGGCGUCUUCAAAUUAAAAUGAAAUUUUUUACAAAAAAAAAAUUACUUGAUUUUUUGUACAAAUAAAGUAUGUUGCAAUUGAGAAUCUCACUGA
Messenger RNA from Cephus cinctus (wheat stem sawfly), 1627 nucleotides. RefSeq lists its product as uncharacterized. NCBI's taxonomy places the organism in Eukaryota, Metazoa, Arthropoda, Insecta, Hymenoptera, Cephidae. The record is from RefSeq and is a predicted model, not a curated record. The coding region runs from base 836 to 1321 and encodes 161 amino acids. The transcript has 3 exons.